This is a messenger RNA of Sipha flava (yellow sugarcane aphid), 2154 nucleotides long. Its product is annotated as zinc finger BED domain-containing protein 1-like. Bases 190 to 2133 code for a protein of 647 amino acids. NCBI's taxonomy places the organism in Eukaryota, Metazoa, Arthropoda, Insecta, Hemiptera, Aphididae. The record is from RefSeq and is a predicted model, not a curated record. Gene Ontology annotation, molecular function: protein dimerization activity; DNA binding. The transcript has 2 exons.
GUAUUUUAAGCUUUAUUUUUAAUUUAGUGAUUAGCUUUAUCUUUUAACGUAUUUUUAUCAGACAUCUUUAAGCUAAGUGAUAAUAUUAAGUGAAAGAAAUUCGAUUUGAACUUCAGCUACACUCCUUAAAUCAAAUUUAUUGAUUGAUGUACAACUUAUACAAUUUUAACCAAAAUAUAUCUACAAAAAAUGGGUAAAAGAAAAAGUUGGGUGUGGUCAUAUGCAAGGCGAAUAGGAGAUCGAGCAUUUUGCGAUUUAUGCGAUAAGAAUACUUGCAAUGAAUACUCUUGUGCUGGUGGAACCACUGGAUCUUUGCUAAGGCACUUGCGUAAUAAACAUAAUAUAAAACCCCCGGAAGAAUCAACAACGACAUGGUCUGAAUCUGGAUCUAAUAAACAAUCUAAUGAUUCCAAAGAAAUACAUAGUGAAAGCAAAAACAAUACAAUUCUUAUCGGACAAGAUGAUACAAUUUUAGUUAAAGAAGAAAUUACACCUUCUAUUUUGGAUUUUGUAAUUAAUGAAAAUUCAAAAUCUAGAAAACGUCGCCGUAUUUCUGAAAAAUGUGGGUCUGAUAAUGAUCGUGAAUGCAAUAAUGAAAGAACAGAGUUAAUUCAUCAAGCACUGGCUUCAUUAAUCGCAACAAAUCAAUUACCAAUAUCAUUUUGCUCGAGUCCUGGAUUUUGUCAAUUCAUGGCUAUCGUGGAGCCUAGUUAUAAAAUCUGCAGAGAUGAAGCAAUGAAAAAAAGACUAUGUUCUUUAAAAUUAACCAUUGAGGAUAAAAUUAAAAAAGAAUUACAAAAUGCAAAAAGUGUAGUCUGUACUAUUGGUGCAGGUUGGUCUUCUGCUGGUCAAAAUUCUUAUAUAACUUUAACUGCUCACAUAAUCAACAAAGAGUGGUCACCAAAGUCAUUUACUUUAGCCACGCUUGAUAUGACUUCAGAACCCAAUACAGUAGAAUUUAUAGCGGAAAAAUUAACAUGUAUAUUAGAUGAUUGGCAAAUUAAUGGUAAAAUUACGACCAUUGUCACUGAUAACACACAACAUUUAAUAAAUGCUGUAAAAUUAAUACCGGCUAUUAAAAUAGAUGAUGAAAACAUGGAUGUGAUGUGUGCUGCAAAUAGUUUACAAUCAGCCAUUAAUGUUGCGCUUAAAGAAAAAAACUUUUCGGAAAUAAUAAAACAAUGCAAUGCUGUAGUUGAGCAUUUUAGACAUUCAAAUGCAGCUAAAAAGUCAUUGUUAAAUGAACAACAACAGCUAGGAAUCCUACACGAAUCAUUGGUGCAAUAUUGUGAAACACGGCGAAACUCAAUUUAUUUAAUGUUCGAACUCCUUUUAAAAAAUAAGAGACCAAUUUCAAAUGUAUUGGCAGAUAGAACAAUUACAUCAUCGGAUAUUUCUCGGAAAAUAGAAAUUACUAAAUCCCAAUGGUUGAAAAUAGAAAAUCUUGUCAGUCUCCUUAAACCACUAUAUGUUGUAACAAAUUUAUUUUGUACAGAAAACCAUUCACCAGCUUCAAUGGUCAGACCACUAAUUGCACGAUUAUUGGAUCACCAUUUAAAAUUGAAAGAAACUGAUGAUGUAUUAACUAAAAAUUUCAAACGUACUAUUAUUUCUGAAAUUAAAGAACGGUUUAAACUUUCUUGGAAUGAAACAAAUUCUGUCCCUGUCAAACAAAUUGCAUCUUUUUUAGAUCCUCGUUAUAAAGAUUUAGAAUUUGAAUCAAUUUCUGCAAGAGAAAAAAUUCAAUCGUCUGUUAAGGAUUUAUUGGAAAGAUGUAGACCUGAAAUUAAUUUAGAGAAAGAUCCACCAAUUCAAAGAAGUGAUCUUGAAUAUUUGUAUGGAAAUAUAACAAUAGACAUUAAUGAUUUAACUAUUCAACUUCAAACUUAUAUAGCUGAACCUCCAUUACGAUUUGAUUUAAAUCCAUAUGAUUGGUGGAAAUCAAAAGAAAAUAAGUAUCCAGCUCUUGCAACAUUAGCAAAACAGUAUAUUGCUAUUCCUGCCUCAUCGGUAAGUUCCGAAAAAUGUUUUUCUACUGCUGAUAAUUUAGUGACCUCAAAAAGAACCAAUUUAUUAAUGGACAAUGUUAAUAUGCUGAUGUUUCUAUAUCAUAAUAGAAAAUUAUUACAAUGAGAGUUAAAAGUUUUUUUAAAU